AGAUAAGUCUGCUGGGGAAGGGAGAGCUAGUUAAUGAGUAAUACCAGGAAGUAACAAAGGUUUGAAAAAAACAGCACAGCUUCUGCCUUCAGAAAGGGUCAACAAUUUAGUUCUCCAUCCCAAAUACUUGCCCCUUUCCAACGAGGACAUCAUGACAAGCAAGAGCAGGAAGGAUCCACAACCCCCCGCCUCCAGAUGUCCGGAUAACAGCGCAUUCAGACAACAGAAACUGUCAGCCUGGCAGCCCAAACUCACACCUGCGUCUGUCCUCUCUGGCUUCAUUCUCAUUGGCGUAUUCUGCCUCACCAUGGGAGUCUGCCUCAUCCUGUCUGCAAAGAGCGUCAAAGAAGUGCAGAUUAAUUAUUCAGACAAAUGCCUGAAUUGUUCAAAACUGCGUGAAAAUCCUUCUAAUUGGAAUACUGAAUGCCUCUGCUCUGCUGACUUCAAGUUAGAGGAAAAAAUACAGGGUGAUGUUUUUAUGUACUACGGCCUGCAAAACUUUUAUCAGAACCACCGUCGGUACGUCAUGUCCAGGAGCAACGCGCAAUUGCUGGGUCGAAAUACAGAUAUUCGUAACAGCAAAUGUGCACCUUUCUCAACCUAUCGCAACGGAACUCCCAUGGCUCCAUGCGGUGCUAUCGCCAACAGCAUGUUCAAUGAUACAAUUUCUCUUUUUUACUAUACUAAUUUAUCCACUGCUAUCCAAGUCCCACUACUAAAGACUGGAAAUAGUUGGUGGACAGAUAAAUAUGUGAAGUUUCGCAAUCCAACAUCACACAACCUCACUUCUGCAUUUGCAGGGACAGCAAGGCCUCCCUAUUGGCAGAAACCAGCCUAUUUAUUGGAUGAGGAGAAUGAAAGGAAUAAUGGUUACAUCAAUGAUGACUUUAUCGUAUGGAUGCGGGUGUCAGCUUUCCACACUUUCAGAAACCUCCACCGUCGCCUCAGCCGCACCAAGCAGUUUGUUGAUGGUCUCCCAGCAGGGAAUUACACCUUUCGCAUUUUCUACAAUUUCCCGGUUUCUAGGUUCAAAGGGAAGAAAUACUUGAUUCUCUCGACUGUGGUGUGGUGUGGGGGAAGCAGCCUCUUCCUGGGAAUUGCCUAUACAGUUUCUGGUGCAGUGGUAAUGCUGGCAGGUUUUAUCAUAACUGCCAUUCACUUGAAGCUCAAAAAAAGGAAAACUUACUUUCAGAGAUAACUAGACAAUAUGACUCUUUGGACCAAGAUAAAGGCAGUCCUCUGAAAAGAGGACAGAGAAGCAUGGACCUUUCACACAUUCCUCCUCCCUGUAGAAUCACUGCAAACACAGAAGAGGUGGUGAACACAGAGGUGUCCCGAGCGUUGUGAUGUUCUUCUGUAACACAAAAUAACCACAAGUUCAUCAGGUUAUUCCAGAUGAAUGACCCCACAUGUCAGUCGUCUACUAAGAACCAAUCUUUAGGAUCUGAGAGGCGUUUGUGCUGUUUGGACCACUGUACUUAUUUGGAAUCCUGAACUCCAGUGCCUUUAUAGAGAAGUGAGACUGGACGGGGCCUCAAGAGAUCAUCUGAGUGAUUACCGAGUGCAAAUGCUGGGCCAAAACUCAGGUCUUCAGAUUUUGCUGAAUCCGUAAUCAGG
Molecule: messenger RNA, 1617 nt
Organism: Gavialis gangeticus (Gharial)
Lineage: Eukaryota; Metazoa; Chordata; Crocodylia; Gavialidae
Product: cell cycle control protein 50C-like
Exons: 7
Coding region: 152-1198 (348 amino acids)
Biological process (GO): phospholipid translocation
Cellular component (GO): plasma membrane; endoplasmic reticulum; Golgi apparatus
Source: RefSeq, a predicted model, not a curated record